AUGGCUUCAUCUAAUGAUGAUGUUCCAAUCAAACUCGAACGCUCUCCCAAUGCCUCCUCGACUUCGCCUCAAUCACCUGGAUUGAAACGGAGAGCUUCUUCAGAACAGCUGGAUUCACCAGAAAAGAGACAGAGAAUUGAAUAUGAAGCGGCACAACCUACUCUACCCGAUUCUACGGAUGCAAAUGCAGCUUUUGAACAUACGAAUGACGUAGAUGAUUCUUUGGGAGAUCUCGACAUCGAUGCUAUUAUUGCCUCUGGCGUGGCUCACGUUUCUGCCGAGUAUCAAGAUGCAGGAAGCAUGGGAAUGAAUGAUCAUACCUCUCAUCAAGAUCAAUUACAUGAGAGAAAUAUCGCCAUUCAAUCUCCUCAUUCCCACAGUCAAUCACCGAACAACCGGGCCGCUUUUGAACGGCUCCGUACCGAUCAUCAAUUAUCUUUGCAGGUGUUAAGUCUAUUGUCCUUGGAAAGUUUGUCCGUGCAAAUGUUAAAUAUUCUUUCCGAAGGAGGAUACGACGAUGUAGUCGUCAUGGUAACACAAAGAGACACUCCUCGUGGCCAGUCAUUCCAAACCCUGAAGGACCUAUUCGAUAGAACCAAAAAGAUUUACGGCACUUCAACCUUCCUCUCCGCCGACCAACUCAAUUUUAGAGACCCUGCGCAACGAGAGAUUAUCAGACUUGCAAACCAUGCGACUUUUGUAACGAGUGUAUUUGGCGGACAAGAGGUUGGAUUUUAUGAACUCAACGAACAUUUUGUCGACAUCUGGACAAGGGAAGGAGAGCCCAUAUCAAAAGCAUCGGGUCAAUUGCUUAUGAACUUGAAGACGCAAAUCAUCGUCGCCGCGCUAUCAAUGGAAGAGUCAGAUAGACCUGUCCCAGAGCUCAUAGCAGAGAUGUUUAGUUCAGAAAUCCGCAAUUUUCUUGCUCAGAGACAUCCCUAUCCUCUCACAGACGAUGAGCGACAAUUACUUCUUGACUUGGAAAUCCGACGAGUAUACUUAAUCAACCAAGGGAAUGAUCCUGCCAAAAUAAACGAACUCUGUAAUCUUUUCAACUGGGAGUCUUUUCUAAGAUCCACACACAUUCAUAUGGACGCAUACAGGCCAUUAGUUGAACCUUAUAUGAAUAAGUAUUCUCUAACAAUCCCAACCUCGACCGGGUAUUCGCAAGGCGCAAAUGGUGGUACCCUGAAUGGAAAUGCUUUUGCGUACACCGGUACCAAUGUAGAAGCUGAGCAUGCAGCUCAAAAAAGCUCCGAAGAGGCAGAUGUAUAUCAGCAAUCGAGUAUCCCGCAGAAUGGAUAUCGCCAAGCUCAAUACCAAAAUACCUAUCAACCGCCGAGCCAAUCGCCAAACACUUACCCAACUCAGUAUAGUACUAGUAAUACACCUACAACUACACCACACCAUUCUCAAUCAGAGUCGACAUCUGCUCUUUACGAAAAAGCUAGACAAGCUGCUGCGGCAAAGAAUAAUCCAGGGCAAAAAGCCCGACCUGGAUUACCAUCUCAACGUCGUCCAUGGAGUACAGAAGAGGAAAAUGCAUUAAUGGCUGGUCUCGAUUCGGUCAAAGGUCCACACUGGAGUCAGAUUCUUGCUCUCUAUGGCGACAAGGGUUCGGUCAGCACUAUUUUGCGUGAUAGGAACCAAGUUCAGCUCAAAGACAAAGCGCGGAACCUCAAACUAUUCUUCCUCAAGAGCAAUAUCGAGGUUCCAUACUAUCUUCAAUGCGUAACUGGUGAACUAAAGACAAGAGCACCAACUCAAGCGGCGAGGAAAGAGGCGGAAGAAAGAGCAAGAUUGGCAGGAAAUGAAGAGAGCGCAAGAUUUCAUGGUGUCUUGGCACUGGCCUCGGGUAUUCAGAACUCAAAUCAGGAAAACGGAAGCGGAAGCCCUUAUCAACAAACUCCAGAACCUGUCGAAGAUUAUAAAAGUGGGAGUAAUAGUCCGGAACUUUUGCAUGUUGAGGAACCGGGACAAGAGGAAUCGCAACAGGUGGACACUCACCAACAGAGCUUGGAAAUGCAGGAAAUGAGCGCGGAUGAGAGAUUGAGGCAACAGUUAUUGGCUGCUACCAAAAGUCCUUAA
This is a messenger RNA of Sclerotinia sclerotiorum 1980 UF-70, 2088 nucleotides long. RefSeq lists its product as hypothetical. Bases 1 to 2088 code for a protein of 695 amino acids. NCBI's taxonomy places the organism in Eukaryota, Fungi, Ascomycota, Leotiomycetes, Helotiales, Sclerotiniaceae. Gene Ontology annotation, molecular function: protein homodimerization activity; double-stranded telomeric DNA binding. The record is from RefSeq and is a predicted model, not a curated record. The transcript has 5 exons. Gene Ontology annotation, biological process: telomere maintenance via telomere lengthening.